Messenger RNA from Sabethes cyaneus, 4410 nucleotides. Its product is annotated as Ig-like and fibronectin type-III domain-containing protein 1. The coding region runs from base 1 to 4410 and encodes 1469 amino acids. NCBI's taxonomy places the organism in Eukaryota, Metazoa, Arthropoda, Insecta, Diptera, Culicidae. The transcript has 12 exons. Gene Ontology annotation, molecular function: protein binding. The record is from RefSeq and is a predicted model, not a curated record.
AUGUGGAGAUUCUUCCGUGAUAUACGAGUUCCCAGCAAGCAACAGUUACCGCUAGGAGCAACACCGGGAUUACUGCUGCUCAUCGCAGCGAUACUGUUACUCGAUGCCGGCCGCCAUAAUGUGGCCGUUGCGGUCGACCCUGUCGGCACCGGUGGUCCGUCAAUGGUUCACGAGGGCGACGAUGCCCUGCUAACUUGCGUUGUAAUGACACCGUACAACAAUGACACCGUACUCUGGCGGAAAGGUCCCAACGAGAUCCUGUCGGCGGGCAUGAACCGCGUCACGAGCGACAAACGCAUUAGUAUUCUCCACGAUGACUCUCACAACGGCCGAACCCCGCUCGGUGGAGACGUAUGGGUACUGCUAAUUAAAGACGCCCGUCUAAACGAUACCGAUGUUUACGUGUGCGAAGUGAAUAGCGAUCCUGUGGUGCGAAGUUUCCAUCCGCUGCGAGUUAAGAAACCGAAGAAAGCGGGCACGACUGAAUCAUCAUCAUCCACGUCCGAAUCAAACACUUCCGGCGACAAGACAAAUGCCGAGGAGCUUUCCGACGAGGAUGACGACGCGGAAAUAUCGCCGGACGAGAUAGCGGCGGCGGCGCCCCGUGUCCUGCACGAUUUUACCGGUUGCUGCCAGUCGACCAACGUCAGUGAAGCGUGCCUGGGUUUUUGCGUGUUGCAUAACAUUCUGGAAGGGAACACCGGCGUGGAGCCGGAGCAGUGCGAAAAAGAUUUCCCCAAUAUCGUGAAAUGUAUGGCCGAUGGAAGAAAUCACGUGCCGUGUUGUGUGGAAAAAGGAAUUCCAGAUUUGUGCCAGGAUAUGUGCCGGGGUGAAUACACUCCUUUUACGGAUCUUUUAAAAUCGCGCGUUUCGUGUGUGCAGCACACGCUUCCCGGGCUGCAGUGCAUUCUGGACAAUAUCCAGCGAUUACCCUCCGAACCGCAGUCGGUUGCCGUGGAAGCACUGACCGAACGAUCUCUGCAGGUGAGCUGGUCCGCACCCGAGCGGCUGGCCAAAACAGUCAAGUAUUACCAAAUCAACGCAACGAAGUUGCACUCUUUCGACCAGGAUUUCCUGGCGAAUGCUACCAAAGAUAGUUUAUUAAGUAUUCAAGUGUCGGCGGAUCAAAGCUCGGCCAUCGUCAGUAAUCUGGAUCCGUUCACCAUGUACACGAUUACCGUCAGUGCCCAUAACGAUUUUGGCUCCAGUUUGCCGAGCAUAAGGAUUCGUGCACUCACGCUGGAGAACGGAGGCGGCAGCAAGCAGACGAGUGUGGCCGUUGUGCCCAUUUUGCCAGACGUACGGGGUUGCUGCGUAAAAAAUGGUGUUACUCACCGUACCUGUCUGGAUAAAAUGUGUGAUCCAGUAAAGGCGGAUUUCACCGAAGUACCCGAUCUAAUGGUUUGUGCUCCCUGGGCGAAUAUCACGUUCGGUUGUUUGGCCAACAAAAUUGACCAUACGUCAUGUUGUAAAUCACGUGGAAUCCCUGACAGCUGCCUGGCAUUUUGCUCGGGAACAGUAAAAACCAUCAAUUUCAACUACUUCAAGUGUCUGCAGUACAUGUCCGACUAUAGCAGUUGCCUGCUGCAAGGAUACGGAGUUCUGUCGGGUCCUCCAUCUAAGCUAAAGACACCUUUGAUAGCAUCACAUUUUGUCGUACUAGAAUGGAAACCGCCGAAAAUCCUCCCGGAUACUGUUACGUCAUAUCACUUGCACUACCGAAGGUUAGGAAGUGGAGAAGAAUAUAGCGUCGUUGAGAAAGACCAACCUCCCGUCAUUCUGGAAGACUUGGAAGCUGCCCAGUAUUAUGAGGCAUUCGUAGUAGCAACCAACGCGCAUGGAAAGGGUGGUCCUUCGCCACGUCUGGUCUUCCAGACCAAGAGAGAGAAUGUAGUGGAGCCGAUCAUUCCAACGUAUAACAUUUCUUCCUGCUGUCACGCGUCCGGAUUGCUGCCGCAGUGUGCUCCAUUGUGCAGUUACGACGUAAAAAUGUCCGACCUGCAAAAGCUUGGCAACACUUGCCGUGGUCAGAUCGGAACCAUCGUACGCUGUAGUGCUGGAGGACGGGACCAUUCAGCUUGUUGUGCCCGUCGAGCGGUACCUCCGAAAUGUCAAUCCCUGUGUCGGGGAGUGAUCACACAAUCUCCAACCGACUGUCUACCGUACGCCGGAAACAUCAUUCAAUGUUUUGAGGAGGGAAUUGGGCAUAUUCCGGCCCCAGUUGAAGACCUGCAUGUUACUUCGGUGUCGAAUACAAGCAUUUCACUGGCUUGGGUUCCGUCGGAGGUCGACCCGAAUAACACCGAUACGCAAGCUACGGAUUAUCUUGUCCAGUAUGGUAAGGUGAACAACAUGACCAUGUACGAGACUAUCAUUAAAUUGGAUAAUGAGGUGAAUACAACGGAAACUGAAAUAGAACUUGCGAAUCUUGAACCAAAAGGACUGUACCGAAUAACCGUAAUAGCUAGAGGUCUCCACGGAUCAUCUCUUCCGUCGUCCAUGCUGCUGAUCAAUACGUCACGUACGGACGCCGCCAGCACAGUGUACGGUGCUCCUUCGCCACCUCAUUCUUUGUCGGUUUCCUCACACAGCGCAACCUGGAUCACAGUCGCCUGGCAACCACCGGAGUUCUCUCACCCCCAUGAAACCAUUACUUACCGGGUAAUCCACAAGGUUGCCAACAACUUCACCGUAAUCGACACCCGCCUGCUAUGGGUUAGGAUUUCUAACUUACAACCAAACACCCAGCAUAUCGUGUACGUAGUAGCCCUGGGUUCUAAAGGAACCAGUCUUCCUUCGGAAACACUGGUCGCUUGGACAGAUCCGGCACUACCUGCCUUCGUUGAUCCUCCAACGGUUCAUCCAUCGGAUAUAAUCUCAGAAGGUGGUUCGAUGACAAUACUGUGUUUGGCACUGGGAAAUCCGGCACCAACAAUUUCCCUGUACGUCGGAGGCCAUCUGGUUAGACAGGACACUUCCAGACAUAUGAUUACCGUGAUACACAACGUAACCACCGAUAUGGAGCACAUAUCAUGUUACGCAGACAACGGCUACGGCAUUCCCAUGCAAGCCUCCAAAAAGGUCAAUAUAAGCUUUGCCCCGCGGAUCCAAGCAUCUGGAAUCACCGUAGCGUCGGUUGGUGAAUCUGUUGACCUUAAAUGUACUGUCCGAGCGCGACCCAUUCCAAAGACAAUGUUUUGGCGUGACCACGACGGCCGUGUUCCAGUUAUCCAAGGCGGUAAUUUUGACAUGUCAAUGCGAAACGAUGUAGAUGAUAACUCACUUUAUACGAUGACCUUGACGAUCAGCAAACUAACAGCACAGGAAGUUGGAGACUACUUCUGUCACGCAGAAAAUGCUCUGGGCUCAUCAACACGUGCGGUUUCGGUGCGAAUUCGUAACACCGCAGCCUCCGCUAACAUAUCGGAGUGCUGCGUGGCGCAGAACGUGUCGUCCGCCUGUAUGAGUGCUUGCUCCUUCUACAUCGACAUCGAAAGUGUAAUCGACCGGCCGGAAUGUCUGGUAGACUUCGAUAAACUGAUGAAGUGUGCUGCCGAUGGUUCCGAUCAUCGAGGAUGCUGCGCUUCGAAGGACAUUCCACGACGGUGCCUGAAUUGGUGUCGGGGAGAACCGAUCAACCCACCGGGCAUUUGUGCGUUGCAGCACACCCGAACCAUCGUCGGAUGUUUCCAGGAGAAUCGCGAACGCCUUCCCGGACCUCCACAGAAUCUACAAGUUCAAAUUCUGAACGACGAAGAAGUGAUGAUCAAAUGGGAUCCUCCAGGCAAGAAUCCGCACACCGUCGAAGGGUAUCGGUUGUUCUGGCACGACAUGGAACCGGUGACCGACAAUUUGUCUAACGUAAUCAGUGGUCUGGGAACGAGUCGCCUGGAUGCUAAAGAAACUAGCAUCAAGCUAGAAGGUCUCAAGCCUAACGUUAUGUACGAGUUGGUGAUUAAAGCCGGAAACCACUUCGGGGCUUCCGUUCUUUCGGAACCGCUACGUUUUACUCUCGGUGAUCACCAUAUCACGUCGGCAUCGCAAUCUUCGAAUGCAGGCGUGAUCAGCGGUAUAAUCGGAGGCAUCUUGGCGAUCGUACUCGCCAUUGCAGCGUUGGUGAUUAUGAAAAAGCGGAAAAUCGGUCAGAAACAGGCUAACGGAGGAGUUGCUUUCGAAAAUCCGAGCUAUCUCCGCGAGAUGAACGUGGAACAUGUUCAGAUUCCCGCCGUUUCCGGACAAUCCACCACAGACUGGCGGCAGGAAUCGUUGCACUCGGCCAACGGUACGGCCACGACCGGUUUGGGGCUGGACAGCUCGGUGGUUCCUAUGGCAACGGAGGUCAACCCAUCGCUGUACGAAGAGCUUAAGCUCGGCCACGAUCGAGCUGGAUUCAAAAGACUAGUUUCUUAG